CUCCCCGCUUCAUUCUGAGCCGAGCCCGGUGCCCAGCGCAGGAAGCUCCGCAGGCGGCGGCGGCCUGAGCUCCUAAGCAGCCCGCUCCUUCCCGGUCUCUCCUUUCCCCGCGCGCGGUCAGCAUGAAAGCCUUCAGUCCAGUGAGGUCCGUUAGGAAAAACAGCCUUUCGGACCACAGCCUGGGCAUCUCCCGGAGCAAAACCCCGGUGGACGACCCGAUGAGCCUGCUGUACAACAUGAACGACUGCUACUCCAAGCUCAAGGAGCUGGUGCCCAGCAUCCCCCAGAACAAGAAGGUGAGCAAGAUGGAAAUCCUGCAGCACGUCAUCGACUACAUCUUGGACCUGCAGAUCGCCCUGGACUCGCACCCCACUAUUGUCAGCCUGCACCACCAGCGACCUGGGCAGAGUCAGGCGUCCAGGACGCCGCUGACCACCCUAAACACGGACAUCAGCAUCCUGUCCUUGCAGGCUUCUGAAUUCCCUUCUGAGUUAAUGUCAAAUGACAGCAAAGCGCUCUGUGGCUGAAUAAAUGGUGUUCAUGACUUUUCUUUUUCUUUGCACAACAACAACGAAUCCACAGGAUCUUUUAAGGCGCUGAACUUCUUAUUUUUCAACCAUUUCACAAGGAGAACAACAAGUUGAAUGGACCUUUUUUAAAAAAAAAAAAAAAAUGGAAGGAAAA
Messenger RNA from Neomonachus schauinslandi (Hawaiian monk seal), 684 nucleotides. It is a transcript of the gene ID2, whose product is annotated as inhibitor of DNA binding 2. The record is from RefSeq and is a predicted model, not a curated record. The transcript has 3 exons. The coding region runs from base 123 to 527 and encodes 134 amino acids. NCBI's taxonomy places the organism in Eukaryota, Metazoa, Chordata, Mammalia, Carnivora, Phocidae. Gene Ontology annotation, biological process: negative regulation of transcription by RNA polymerase II; cell differentiation; circadian regulation of gene expression. Gene Ontology annotation, cellular component: nucleus; cytoplasm. Gene Ontology annotation, molecular function: transcription regulator activity; protein dimerization activity.